Molecule: messenger RNA, 2796 nt
Organism: Solanum lycopersicum (tomato)
Lineage: Eukaryota; Viridiplantae; Streptophyta; Magnoliopsida; Solanales; Solanaceae
Product: DNA replication complex GINS protein SLD5
Biological process (GO): double-strand break repair via break-induced replication; DNA-templated DNA replication
Cellular component (GO): GINS complex
Source: RefSeq, a predicted model, not a curated record
UCUCUAUCGAAUUACUUUCUCUCUCUAGCUCGUUAUGUAAAAGUAGAUCUUACUUGGUUGUGAUUUUUGAUUGUCAUGUUCAAAUUGUUCGUUGAGAAUUGUUGAAUGUUAUUGCAAUUGUGGUUAUUGAGCUAUAAUUAUAAUCCCCUACAAAAUUGUGAGGUUACAUGAACGAAUUAGGGUUUCAGCUGUACUUGCUAUGUCAUGCACAUAAGCUGUUUGAUGAAUCACCUGACUGAAAAAUGAGCUACAUUAGCAAUUGUGGGGGUGGUCUAGGCAGGCUUGUAGGGUAUUGUGUCUGUGCAGUCGAAAUGGAAGUUUCUGGUAAUUGACGCGAAGAGUCCUUUUGGCAUUGACUUAUAACUAGGCUAGGGUUGUGAACUAAAAAAAUGCAUCGGUGAAUUAAGUAGGAUUACGAUAAUGGCCUGGAUAAGUGACUGUCUUUGGUGUUUUAAGUGUGUUUCUGAAGAGCUGCAUGGAGGAUGAAAUCAUUGUGUUAGUGUUAUUUUGAAAAUACAAAGUGGGACAUGUCAAUUGUUUGUUAAUUUCCCUUUGAAAGACAACAAUGUGGACUAGAAUGUUGCUGAGAGAAUGACAGAGUCAAUAUAUGGAAUCAAUCUGAUGCUCCAUCUGCUGUGGUGGUGACCCGUGUACUGUCGAGGGGACUUCCUUGUCACCUUGCCUGGUAUUUAUUUAUGUGUGGGAUGGGGGAUUUUAGUUGGUUGCUAUUUGUUUCUAUGGCUUUCUGGGUUUUCCCCCCCUUAAUCCUGCAUUUAUUUUGUUUUUAUCAUUUAUACCCUAUUCCCUCGACUCUUGAGCACUUCAAAACUUGGACAUGAUUCUAAGUUUGGAGGUCUUUUGAAUUGUGGUGAAGUGAUUGAGUUGAGGCUUGAGAAAAAGAAUCAAAAGCUUGACAAGAAGAGGUAUUUUUGCUACUAAAUAAGAGAAGAGAAAGAAUUGAAGAAAGGAAGAAAAAGAAAAGUAUGCUUGAAAAUUGGGCUUUAUCGAGCGUUGGAAGAUAAGGGAAAGGUUGGGUACAUCUUGUAAAUAAAGGAAAUGAAGAAAGGUCUUACUAGUUCAAGUAUUUGUGGUGCUUAAGGGAAUUUUGAGCUACUUUUAUCCAUAUAUAUCCUACCAUGCCGUAGCCUACAUUACAAUUAUUUACAUCCUUCAUAAACCCGUAUUUUGAUCCUAAGCCAAGUGACCUACAUUAGUGGAGAAUUACAAGAAGGGCAAGCCUAAAAACAUAAAUUGUUUUAAAUUUCUAACCUUUUCCGAAAUAUUGCGCUAUAUUUUAGGUGUAUCAAAUCAUCAUUUAGAAUCUUAUAUUGUAGUUUAUAGUUUUGUUUUACAACUUUUUGAUAUUGCCCAUUGCUAGUUGUUUUCCCCUUUGUGGGGAAACCUUUGAGAUGAGUGCUUUUCUUUUCUGAUAUUGGUUUUCUGAAUUAAUGUUUGGAUGUGUAGGUAGCUUCAUGUUUCAACUGAAAGUUUCUGAAAUGGGGAACAAUCUAUGUUACAGUCAUGGUGUAUUCUGGACAAAAGUCCUAUUUUUGGCGUCUCUUUGUUUCAUCAUGAUAUUUACAGAGAAAUUGCUCAUCUUAUCUUGAUAUUUCUAGCCAAUGUUUUUCUGAAUUUCUUGUGUUGAUCCUUAAUGUGAUGGAGAGAAGAAAAAUACAUUGAUUGCCCGGUUACUAUUUCUCAUAUCUAAAUUUUGUUGUUUCCUGAUCAUAGUUUGAGCUCUCAAGAUUUGUUAUACUUGAGAAAAAGCUUCAAUCUUUGGCGAGGAAAAAAAGUAGAGAGAGAGAGUAUCGGGUUGACAAUGGAUUCAGGUGAUGCAUCUGGAUAUUCAGCUGGGGUGGACGAUGAUUAUGAGUCUUUACUUUCAACGACUGAUGCAGAGCUCUUAAAACGAGCAUGGCGGAAUGAAAAGGCUGCUCCUGAAAUUCUUCAACAUGAGACUGCUUUGGUUCAAAGAUCCAGAGAACAAAUUCAAUUGAUGGAAGAAACAGUAGAGGAAUUUUCAAAAAAUGGUGUUGAUCCGCUCACUUUAUCUCUUUACCAGAUGGACCUCGAUAGAACUCUAUUUCUAUUAAGAUCAUACUUAAGAACCCGUCUCCAAAAGAUCGAAAAUUAUGCAUUUCACAUACAAAAAAAUACUGACUUAUGGAAUCGUCUCUCUAAACAAGAGCAGAAAUUUGCUGAAAGGUGUAUUGACGACACGGAGCAACAUCUAGAUCAAUCUGUUCUCUCAAAGUUGCCUCAUGGCUUCAAGUCCCACUUGAAGCAAUCUUCACUAAGUUUGGCAGAUGACAUGGUUCCUGAGCCGCAGCUAGAUCAAUAUGUCAUCUGCAGAAGCAAAAAGUUUUUAGGAUCUUUUCAGCUUGAUGACAGUGGGGAAGAACCAGUGAACAUUGAAGCCAAUGAUUUGUAUGCUCUACCUUACAAGUCUAUAAAGCCACUUGUGGAGAGUGGGCAGAUUGAUCUGGUAUGAGAGUAUAGGAAACAGAGCAGUCCUAUAUUGUGCAGACUCUCAAAAUAUGUUGCUGUACCCGUAUCAAAUCCUCCAAAAAUGCACUACUUUUGGAGGAUCCAGCACACCCAUGAACAUUUUUGAAAAAUUCGAGUUGGAAACAUUGCCCCUAUGUAUUCUGCUGAUAGGAAACUGACGAUAUGCCACAAAUCAAAAAUUAUAUUAUCUAACAAUGUUGUAGUUUGUAACAAAUGCAGCAUAGGAACUCCAACUCUUUUACAAUCCUAUUAACUGCUCAAGAAUGGUUUCCCUUAUUGUGGUAUGAA